AUACAAACCAAGCCUAUAUUCAAGCUAGUGACCAUUGUUUGUAUUAGUGUCACUCAUGAAAUAUUUUUAAUAACUAUGAAUUUCAAGUUUUAACAAAAUUAAAAUAAGGAUUUGAUAACUUUUAUUCACUAAUCAUGGGUGUACCAGCAUUCUUUCGUUGGUUAAGCAGAAAAUAUCCUUCCGUAAUUGUUGAAUGUGUGGAACAUAAACCCGUAGAUGUAAAUGGAGUUCGUAUACCAGUAAAAUCAGAAGAACCAAAUCCAAAUGGAAUCGAAUUUGAUAACUUGUACUUAGAUAUGAAUGGUAUUAUACAUCCAUGUACUCAUCCAGAGAAUAAACCGGCUCCAAAAAAUGAAGAUGAAAUGAUGGUAGCAAUUUUUGAGUGUAUAGAUAGAUUAUUCAGAAUCGUAAGACCAAGGAAGUUGUUGUACAUGGCUAUAGAUGGAGUUGCACCAAGAGCAAAAAUGAACCAACAAAGAUCAAGACGUUUUAGGGCUUCUAAAGAAACAGUCGAAAAGAUACAAGAAAUUAAGAGAAUCAGGGCUGAACUGCUUCUCAAGGGAUGUGUUUUACCUUCUGAAAAACCCAAGGAAGAACAUUUUGAUUCAAAUUGUAUUACUCCUGGUACACCUUUUAUGGCUAGAUUAUCUGAGUGUUUGCAUUACUACAUUCUUGAAAGAUUGAACAACGAUCCUGGGUGGCAAGGAAUAAAGGUUAUCCUAUCUGAUGCUAAUGUUCCAGGUGAGGGUGAACACAAAAUUAUGGACUACAUAAGGAAACAGAGGUCACAACCAGAUCAUGAUCCUAAUACUCAACAUUGUCUAUGUGGAGCAGAUGCUGAUUUGAUUAUGUUGGGCUUAGCAACACAUGAACCUAAUUUCACAAUUAUUAGAGAAGAAUUCAAGCCCAAUCAGCCUAGACCAUGUGAUAUUUGUGGUCAAGUGGGUCAUGAAAUGAAAGAUUGUGUAGGUGGGUGUAGAUCAGAACAUGAUAAGCCUGCUGAUGUUGCAUUUGGCUCUGAAACAAAUUUUAUUUUUGUACGACUAAAUGUAUUAAAAGAAUAUUUGGAAAGAGAACUUCAAAUGCCAAAUUUACCUUUCAAGUAUGAAUUUGAAAGAGUAUUAGAUGAUUGGGUUUUCAUGUGUUUUUUUGUUGGUAAUGAUUUUCUACCUCAUUUACCCAGCCUGGAGAUUAGAGAAGGAGCAAUUGACAGAUUAGUGGGAUUAUACAAGAAUUGUGUAUAUAAAACAGGUGGUUAUUUGACAGAUAGUGGCGAGGUGAACUUGGAAAGAGUUCAAAUGAUUAUGCUGGAACUGGGGAAAAUGGAAGAUGAGAUCUUUAAAAAUCGUCAACAAAAUGAGCUUAAAUUUAAGGCUAGAGAAAAGGCAAAAAAGAGAAGAUUGGAUGGUUUUAAUGAACACAGACCAAAUUGGAGUUUGGUAAAAGACACCCAGUUUGAACCAAAAGCUAUUGGGAAGGAAUCGUCUGUUACAAAUGCUAGACAUGAAGCUUUCAAUAUUCGUAAAGCAGGAAUGCAUUCCCAGUCUAAAGUUGAAACGCAACUUCAAACCACGAAUGCUAAAACAGCACUAGAAUCGAUGUUCAGACCCGCGGGGAGUUCCAAUGAUGAUAAUCAUCGUCAAGGACAGAAAAGGCCACUAGAAAACGACGAUUCUGAUGAUGAUCAAGCUCACGACGAAGUCAGAUUAUGGGAAGACGGAUUCAAAGACAGAUAUUACGAGUCCAAAUUUGAUGUUAAGCCAGAUGAACUAGAAUUUAGGUAUUCAGUUGCGCUGCAUUACGUCAGAGGAUUGUGUUGGGUUCUCAAAUAUUAUUACCAAGGUUGCGCUUCAUGGAAAUGGUAUUUUCCUUACCAUUACGCUCCAUUUGCUUCGGAUUUCUGUAACAUAGCGGGACUAAGUACUGAUUUUGAAAAAAAUACCAAACCAUUCAAUCCUCUGGAACAACUUAUGGGUGUUUUUCCAGCUGCUAGUAGCCAACACGUUCCUGAACCUUGGGCAGAGCUAAUGUCAGAUCCUGAUUCUGCUAUAAUCGAUUUCUACCCAGUGGACUUCAAAAUCGAUUUGAAUGGUAAAAAAUUCGCUUGGCAAGGAGUUGCUCUUUUACCCUUUGUAGACGAAACCAGAUUAUUCAAAGCUUUAGAGCCAUAUUAUAAAAAGUUAUCCCCUGCAGAAAUUAAAAGAAAUAUUCGAGGUGAUGAUAAAUUGUAUGUUUCUCCUAAAAAUAAAGGAUAUGACGUUAUGAUUAAUUUAUAUAAACAGAAAGUAGACGAAAACGCCGAAUGUGCUAUUUCAAUAGACGGAAUGAGAGGAACUGUACUGAUUUCAGAAAUAAAUAUAUCGAUUGGAGGUUGUUUCGAAUCACCUGUUACUGAUUUGGAACCUAUAACUGACAACACCGUUUGCACUGUUAGAUUUCGGGAUCCUAAAUAUGCCGAAGGUUUCAUAUUUCCAGCAAGAAGAUUGAAAGGUGCCAAAGAUCCUCCUAGAGUAUUAAAACCGGGUGAUCUCAGUCGGGAAGAAAGUAGGCAAUAUCGACCAACGAUUGGAAUGGUACCUUCUAACACCAGAGCUACUUUGGACAUUUCUGGACAUAGGACUGUUUCUCAUUACGUGCCUUAUAAUCCUGGUAGGUACGGAAAUGUCGCGCCUCCUUCUAACAUGGAUAGAAGAAAUAACUAUAAUGGUUACCAACAGAGGUCGUUCGACAACAGAGGUUCUUAUCAACAACAUCAUCAUUCGAGUGGAAACUAUCAAAAUUUCAAUAAUCAAAGGAACUAUGGAAACAGAGGAGGAUAUCACGGUAGUGGUGGUUAUAAUCAAGGAGGAAAUUAUUCUAAUCAACGGGAUAGGAAUCAAUACAGUAGACCUCCUGGUCCAUAUAGAGACAGAUACGAAAUGGGAAAUAGAUAUUCCAGAAGAUGAAUAUUUAGAAAUUAAAAUAUUUUUUUAUUACAAAUAAAAUUAAAUAAGUGGUGA
Molecule: messenger RNA, 2999 nt
Organism: Diorhabda sublineata
Lineage: Eukaryota; Metazoa; Arthropoda; Insecta; Coleoptera; Chrysomelidae
Gene: Rat1
Product: 5'-3' exoribonuclease 2 homolog
Exons: 13
Coding region: 135-2945 (936 amino acids)
Biological process (GO): nuclear-transcribed mRNA catabolic process
Cellular component (GO): nucleus
Molecular function (GO): 5'-3' RNA exonuclease activity; RNA binding; zinc ion binding
Source: RefSeq, a predicted model, not a curated record